Molecule: messenger RNA, 1314 nt
Organism: Rangifer tarandus platyrhynchus (Svalbard reindeer)
Lineage: Eukaryota; Metazoa; Chordata; Mammalia; Artiodactyla; Cervidae
Source: the annotation of a GenBank genome assembly
AUGGCUUCUCCGAGUUCCUUCACCUACUGUUGCCCUCCAUCUUCCUCCCCUGUCUGGUCAGAGCCGCUGUACAGUCUGAGGCCAGAGCACGCGCGGGAGCGGUUGCAGGACGACUCGGUGGAAACAGUCACGUCCAUAGAACAGGCAAAAGUAGAGGAAAAGAUCCAAGAGGUCUUCAGUUCUUACAAGUUCAACCACCUUGUACCAAGGCUCAUUCUGCAGAGAGAGAAGCACUUCCAUUAUCUGAAAAGAGGCCUCCGACAGCUGACAGACGCCUAUGAGUGUCUGGAUGCCAGCCGCCCAUGGCUCUGCUACUGGAUCCUGCAUAGCCUGGAACUCCUGGAUGAGCCCAUCCCCCAGAUGGUGGCCACAGACGUGUGUCAGUUCCUGGAGUUGUGUCAGAGCCCAGAAGGUGGCUUUGGAGGGGGCCCUGGCCAGUACCCACACCUUGCACCCACGUAUGCAGCGGUCAACGCACUGUGCAUCAUUGGCACCGAGGAGGCCUAUGACGUCAUUAACAGAGAGAAGCUUCUCCAGUAUUUGUACUCGCUGAAGCAGCCCGAUGGCUCUUUUCUCAUGCAUGAUGGAGGUGAGGUGGACGUGAGAAGUGCGUACUGUGCUGCCUCGGUCGCUUCGUUGACCAACAUCAUCACCCCAGACCUGUUUGAGGGCACUGCUGAAUGGAUCGCAAGGUGUCAGAAUUGGGAAGGUGGGAUUGGCGGGGUACCAGGAAUGGAAGCUCAUGGCGGCUACACAUUUUGUGGCCUGGCUGCGCUGGUCAUCCUCAAGAAGGAGCGCUCCUUGAACUUGAAGAGCUUACUACAAUGGGUGACAAGCCGGCAGAUGAGGUUUGAAGGUGGAUUUCAGGGCCGCUGCAACAAGCUGGUGGACGGCUGCUACUCCUUCUGGCAGGCGGGUCUCCUGCCCCUGCUUCACCGCGCGCUGCACGCCCAAGGUGACCCUGCCCUCAGCAUGAGCCGCUGGAUGUUUCACCAGCAGGCCCUGCAGGAGUACAUCCUGAUGUGCUGCCAGUGCCCCACGGGGGGGCUUCUGGAUAAGCCUGGCAAGUCCCGGGACUUCUACCACACCUGCUACUGCCUGAGCGGCCUGUCCAUAGCCCAGCACUUUGGCAGCGGAGCCAUGUUGCACGAUGUGGUCCUGGGUGUACCUGAAAAUGCCCUGCAGCCCACUCACCCUGUGUACAAUAUUGGACCAGACAAGGUGAUCCAGGCUACCAUGUACUUUCUGCAUAAGCCGGUUCCAGGCUUUGAGGAGCAUGAGGAUGAAGCAUCAGCAGAGCCUGCCACUGACUAG